Anastrepha ludens (Mexican fruit fly) is the source of this 1285-nucleotide messenger RNA. RefSeq names its product DNA fragmentation factor subunit alpha (gene Drep1). Bases 16 to 1065 code for a protein of 349 amino acids. Gene Ontology annotation, biological process: regulation of apoptotic process; apoptotic process. The record is from RefSeq and is a predicted model, not a curated record. The transcript has 3 exons. NCBI's taxonomy places the organism in Eukaryota, Metazoa, Arthropoda, Insecta, Diptera, Tephritidae.
UUUUAUUGUAUUUAAAUGCUCCGAGUAUUUAUUUUUAAUUGGUAUUUAUUUUCAAACUUUCAGAUCAAGGAUGUCACGCGCAAUAUCAAAAAGGCCGUAGUCGCUGGCACGCUUGAGGAGUUGCGCUCGAAGGUGGCUGAAAAAUUCGAGCAUGUCGAUGACCAGCUGCCAACCAUACAUUUGGACUCCGAUGGCACUGAAAUUGAUGAUGAGGAAUAUUUUCGUACGCUCGAUGAAAAUACGGAAUUAAUUGCGGUAUUUCCAGGCGAACAUUGGAUUGAUCCCACAAACUAUGUUUGUCAUCGUGGCAGCAAUAGCGGCAUUGUUGGUGGUGGUGGCAAUGGUGUAGGCGUUGGUGGUGGUGGUGGUGGUGUUGAGCAGCCUGGCGAUACCACGGAUGCUGCGGCUGAGACGGCGCGUAUCAAACAAUUGGUCGGACAACUACAGAACAACCUGUGCAAUGUGUCGGUUUUGAGUGAUCCGGACUUGGAUUCUUUGUCGAAUAUGGAUCCCAAUUCUUUAGUGGAUAUAACGGGCAAGGACUUCAUGGAGCAAUUGAAGGAUUCAGGCAGACCAUUGUGUGCAAAGCGAAACGCUGAGGACCGAAUUAACCUGUUAAAGCUGUUACGCGAGGGCGCCAUUUUCUGCUCCGAACGUUAUCCGGAAGAUGCGGAGGCCAUUGAUAUGGAGAUCAGUCGACAAUUGAAUAUGGAUGUAGCGCAAACAACAACAACAAUUACAACAAACACAAAUACAACAACAACUAUAACAGCAAACACAACUACAGUAAAUAUUGGUGGUGUACUGACAUCUCAGCAACAACAACAACAACAGACUAUUACAACAAACAAGACAAUCGAACAAGUGCAAAGUGUAGCGGCGGCGGCAGUAGCGGCAGCAGCAGCAGCACAACGCAUGGCGGCAAUGGAGGCACAAAUGACCUCCGUCGAUGUGGUGACUAUCGUCGAGACACACGCGGCGGCAACAGCAAACACACACAAUAAUAAUCAGCAAAAGACGAUGACAGCUGGUGGCAACAAUAAUAACAAAACGAACGAUAUUUGACUACCGAUUUUCAGUAGUAUAACUUGAAAUUUGGAGAGCAUCUGCAAGGAGAAGGGUUAAGUGUACGAACGGCAUGGUAGAGGAAGGCGAACGGUUGCAGCUUUUAUUGUGGCUGAUGAAUUGAUAACGGUAAAUCAAUAUGUAUUGUAUGUAAUUGACAGUUAACGUACGGCUUAUGUGUAUGCGAAGAUACUACAAUAAAAAAUUGAAAUUAGUUUUA